CCGAUUAGCAAUUUCAACCAGAAACAAAACGUGAUUUUUUAAUUUAAUUUUUUGGAAGAAACCCAGCUGUUUUGGCCUCAUAAAAUGGAGAUGAUGCAUGGAGCAUCGCUGCUGUCGCGGCCGGCUGAUGAGUUUGGCAACGAUUCCCUGGUGGAGGAAAUGUGGGCAUCCAAAGCUUUGGAACACGCCGAGGUUCACUUCAACCUGAUCACCAGCAUCCAUCCCUCCCAGUUGAAACUCACGCCCUACGACGACCAGAUAUAUGCCACCUUCCGGCAGGAUUUCCCAGACCUCCAGGUGGGCCGGCUCACCGACGAUAUCCUCAAAUCCGCCACGGAGAAGCUCAGGUGGCGCCAGUUCGCCGAAAAGUUCAACAAGAUGGACGACUAUUCGUACGGAACCCUCAUGCGCGCCGAUGCCAGCAAGGAAUUCUCCCCGGACAACUCCAUCUUCGUGUUCCGAGUCCAGUUCCUCGCCAUUGAGAUUGCCCGCAAUCGGGAGGGACUUAACGAUGAGGUCUACAAGACGUACAAGCCAGCCAGAAAGAUCCCGGAGGAGGGCCAGUAGUCCGAAGCCUUAGCUUAGAUUAAGUUGUAAAGACUAAAUACAUUUUUAGGUGGUGUUCGUCUAGCUACUAUUAAAAGCAAUCAAAUUAUUAUUUUAAAAAUAAAAACAAGGAAUUAUUGUUUAA
Molecule: messenger RNA, 691 nt
Organism: Drosophila takahashii
Lineage: Eukaryota; Metazoa; Arthropoda; Insecta; Diptera; Drosophilidae
Product: protein PBDC1
Cellular component (GO): cytoplasm
Source: RefSeq, a predicted model, not a curated record